Messenger RNA from Amoebophrya sp. A25, 292 nucleotides. NCBI's taxonomy places the organism in Eukaryota, Dinophyceae, Syndiniales, Amoebophryaceae. The record is from the annotation of a GenBank genome assembly.
GGGAACGACUUCUGUGAUCUGACUUUUUCCUUUGAUUCUAGUGCCUUGAGCUCUUUCUUAGGAGCAACAGGAGGUGGAGGUGGAGGCUCAAGCUCAUCGUCUUCGUAUCUCAAUAUCACCAAUGGGUCUUGCACGACGACUUUCAUUCCGGCUCCUGGAUACAACAAGAGUAAUACGCUUGGGACAUCGACGGGUGGCACGACCACUUCUGGGACUACUAAUUCGAACUUCAGCAAUGCUACUGGUAAGCGGAAUCGCCGUAACCCGAAUCCGCAGAAGAAGAAACCUCUGG